CCCCUCACAUCACCGGAUGGAUCCAGUAAUGGGAACCCACCAGAGAGAUGUCCCCGUCCUCUGUAUUCCCGGGACUCCACACAGGACCAUCAGGAGAGCCCUCAGGAAGACCAAGGUGAAGACCUAGUUACUGUUAAAGUCGAAAAUGAGGAAAGGAUUUCUAUGAUGGAUGUUGAGCAGCAAGAGGAGAUCCCUCCGGAGAUCAGCACAGACCCCGGAGACACCAGAGAGACUUUGAGAGAUGUCAAACCUGAGGAGGAGGAAGAAGGACGUGUGAGGAUUAAAGAGGAGAGAACUCCUAUAGAAAUCAGCAGAGAUGAACAAUACAGAAGUGACACCGAAGAGCUUCCAUUGCCCCUCCAGACAGUGAAAUAGAAGGUGAUGAGGCCACAUCUGAUUCUUCAGAAGAAAUCCCCAUUGCCACAAUUCAUCAUACUGGAGUAUCUCCUAGUGCAGGUCUACCACUCAAAGCCUCUACAUGUUGGGGAUGGCAUCCUGACCAUGCCUAUCAUGUCACCCAGCAAGUUCCCAAGACAGAAGAUAGAAAUUUCCCGUGUUAUGAGUGUGGGGAGUCUUUUGCCCAGAUAGAAGAACUUAUAUCACAUCGAGCAAGUCACAAGGUUGAAAAGUCGUUUUUCAUGUCCCGAUUGUGGAAAGUUUUUUUGCUCGGAGAUCCAACCUCCUUCAGCAUCAGAAAAUUCACACAGGGGUGAAGCCUUUUGAAUGUUUGGAAUGUGGGAGAGGUUUUACUGAGAGAUCCAGUCUUGUUCAACAUGAGAGAAUCCACAGAGGCAUCAAGCCUUUUUCAUGUUCCCACUGCGGGAAAAGCUUUACUCAGAGAUCCAGUCUUACGGAACAUGAGAGGAUUCACACGGGUCUGAAACCAUAUUCAUGUUCUGAAUGUGGCCGAUGUUUCGCUAAAGGAUCAAAUCUUACAGCCCAUCUGAGAAUGCACUCCGGGGAGAAGCCAUUUUCCUGCGCUGAAUGCGGUAAAAGCUUUCUCUUUAAGUCGUAUCUUAUAGUACACGAAAGAAUUCAUACCGGGGAAAACCCGUUUACAUGUUCGGAGUGUGGGAAGUGUUUUUCUCAGAAACAACAUCUGAUUUCACACCAGGGGACUCACACGGGCAAAAAGCCGUUUUCAUGUUCGGAAUGCGGGAAAUCCUUUUUCCAGAAAGCGCGUCUUACCUCCCAUCAGAUGACUCAUACGGGCGAGAUGCCUUAUUCCUGUUCUGAGUGCGGGAAGUGUUUUUCUUUUAAACAUCUACUCAUGAAACACUAUAGAGUGCACACGGGAGAGAAGCCUUUUUCAUGUAUAGAAUGUGGAAAGCGUUUUUUUGAGAGAAAACGUCUGGUGUCCCAUCAGAGAUCUCACACCGGGGAGAAGCCAUAUUCCUGCUCAGAAUGUGAACAGUGUUUUACGUCUAAACAUUCACUCACAGUUCACCACAGAGGUCACACAGGAGAGAAGCCGUACUCAUGUUCAGAGUGUGGGAAAUGUGUCACCACAAGGUCCAGUCUUGCCAAACACCAGGCACGUCACACGGGGAUGAAGCCAUUUUCCUGCUCUAUAUGCAACAAGCGGUUUUUUCACAAAUCCAUUCUGAUCACACAUGAAAGACUUCACACAGGGGAGAAGCCGUAUUCCUGUUCUGAAUGUGGCAAAUGUUUUAGCGAUCGAUCUAAUCUUACUUCACAUCAAAUAAUUCACAAUAGCGAUCUUCAGUACUCCUGUUCAGAUUGUGGGAAAGGUUUCAAAAGGAAGUCAGACCUGGCUUCUCAUAGCAGUCGAAUCCACAAGGGAGAACACCCUGUCUAG
Molecule: messenger RNA, 1819 nt
Organism: Staurois parvus
Lineage: Eukaryota; Metazoa; Chordata; Amphibia; Anura; Ranidae
Source: the annotation of a GenBank genome assembly